CACACACACACACACACCACGCGACCAGGUCAAAAGUUGACUGCCUGCCUCUCCAGCUUCCCCCUCGGAUCGCUCUCGCUCGGUCCUGGCAGUCCCUGAUUUUCCGCCCAAGGUAACAAGUAGCGUGGCUAGGAGCCGGAGGGGGAAUUAGGCGGGGAAUCGCCGUGUCCGUUCCUGCUGGCGAAAGGUCCGGGCCGGAUUUUGCACCUUGUCCCCGGGUCUGCCUCACGGCCUGGAGGAGCUGGAGCGGCUGCUGCUGCUGCUCUGUUUAUUGAGCGCUCUUGUCCUGGUAUCACUCCGCUGGCAUGGAGGAGGAGGAGGAGGUGGAGGAGGACAGCACUUGAUCAUUGUGAUGGUGGCAGGAGGAGAAGCAGCAAGCAGAGCAGAGCAGAGCAGAGCAGUCUGCGUGUGUAGCAGCUCGGCGUUACGUUCUGCAAAUACUUCAGCGAGCUACUUUUGCAGAUCGCCCCGGAUUGUUCACGUGUUGACUUCCCCCCAGCUGGAGGAUUUGCUUUUGCUGGUUUUUCCCCCCUUUUCCUUUUUAGGUUCCUGUUGAAAAAUACAACUGAGCAGCCAAAGUACUUUUGAGAACACGGUGCGGCAUAAACACCCAAACUUUUUUCUUUCCCCCUAUUCCCCGGGAGAGAAAACACAAUUAAGAAAGCGGCGCUGCCUUGUCGCCCAGUGGCGCGGGGUGCGAUGUUGGGGUGCCUGUGUGCGCGUUGUCUGCCCGGUGUGUAUGUCCGUAGGUGUCUUGUGCGCGUGUGUGUUGUGUGUGUGUAGAAGUGUUGAGCGUGGAGAGAGAUUCCUGUCUGUUUUGCACGCAUGUGGGUGCGUGUCUCUCUCUUCCUCCGCUUUCAUACAUGGGGGAGACCAAGAAGGUUUUCGGUCCGGGAUUUGUUUUGGAAAUGAUGGAUUAUUUCAAAGGUGGACUGAUCUGAUCUUCCCUCCCUGGAGUUUGCCACCGAACAAGCUACCGAUCAGUUUGCUGGGAUUCCUCCUGUGGUUGUUGAUUGUGUCUGGCGAUAACCUCGCAGCACCGCCUUCUGGGUCUCGGCUUUUAACAUUUUCUUUAGGCAAUUUCUUUCUUUUUUGAGGGGGGCGGCCGGGCGGCGGGGGGAAGCUUUCUUCCUGCCGGAGAGGAUCGACAAGGAAGGGAGAGAGGCUUUAAAAAAAUUUUUGGGGGUAUUUUGUUUUAAACCAAACAACCCCAAAACAUUUCGCUGGGGUUCUGCUGCCUCCUUCACCCAUGGUCCGUUAAAGAGUAUCUUCCCCCGGAGGACCCCGGUGUUUGUGCCUGGCGUGUGGCGCCCGCUUCUCAAAGGGGGGAAAAGUUCUUCCAAAAUAGUGUGCGCGGAGAAGAGGAUGGGGGAUUUUGCAACCCCCGCCUCUACCGCGAACGGCGGCAGCCUUUGCCUCAACAAUAACCUGAGCAGCAGCCUCGGCGGGGCCGGGAUCGGCGUGAACAACGCUCCCCACGGCCCUCCUCCCGGUAACAGCGCUACUCAUAGCGGCGGCGGCGGCACUAACGGGAGCAGCGGCGUUCCCAAGCACAGCACCGUGGUGGAGAGGCUGAGGCAGCGCAUCGAGGGCUGCAGGAGGCACCACGUCAACUGCGAGAACAGGUACCAGCAAGCCCAGGCCGAGCAGCUGGAGCUGGAGCGAAGGGACACGGUGAGCCUCUAUCAGAGGACCCUGGAGCAAAGGGCCAAGAAAUCGGGGGCCGGAGGCGGCGGCAGCAAGCAGCAGCAGCACCCAAGCAGCAAGCAGCAACAAGAUGCCGAGUGUGCCACGGCCGAGCAGAGGAACCACACGCUGAUCAUGCUUCAAGAGACGGUGAAGAGAAAGUUGGAAGGAGCACGCUCACCCCUCAAUGGCGAACAGCAGAAUGGCGUCUGUGACAGUAGCUUCUCCCCAACCAGCAAGCGGAUACGGAAGGAUGUACCUGGGAUUGAGGGAAUCAAUAGCUUGCCCAAUAAUUUGCCUUUGCCUUCUAUUUCCCCUCUUCACCAGCUUGACAUAAAACCAUCACUGCCCCUGCAGAACAGUGGAACUCAUGCUGGUGGUCUGGAUGACCUGGGUAAAAACGGUGGACUUCCAGAGAUAAAACUCCCAAUCAAUGGAUGCACAGAGCUUGAGGAUAGUUUUAACAUCCUGCACAACAACAGCAACAACAGCAAGGAGCUAAAACAAGAACCCUUGGAUGAUCCUAGCUGCAUGGACAAUUCUGACACAUCACUUUCAAAUCAGAAUAAACUUUUUUCAGACAUUAACCUGAAUGAUCAAGAGUGGCAGGAGUUAAUAGAUGAGCUGGCUAACACUGUUCCAGAGGAUGACAUACAAGAUUUGUUCAAUGAAGACUUUGAAGAGAAAAAGGAGCCUGAAUUUCCCAGACCAGCCACUGAGAUUCAAGAGAGUGCAAGUGUUAAAAGUGACCCAUCUCACUCUCCAUUUGCCCAUGUUCCUCUUGGGUCUCCCCAGGUAAGGCCUUCUUCUUCAGGUCCUCCAUUUUCAAAUGUCCCUACAGCAUCUAGCAUACCUUCUGUCUCUAGUGCGCCCCCAGCUCCACUCUCUGACAGCUCACCAGCAAAUUGUGUGGUUCAGUCACCCCAGACGCCUAACCAAGCACAUACCCCAAGCCAAACUCAGUCAAGACCGGGUAAUGGUUAUCUCAUUAAUCCAACAACAGUGACAACAGCUGCCCCGGGGCCUGGGCAAGUGGCUGUGCCCAGCACUGACUUAUCUCCAGCCGAACAGCUUAAACAGAUGGCAGCACAGCAGCAGCAACGAGCUAAGCUCAUGCAGCAAAAGCAGCAGCAGCAGCAGCAUCCAAAUCAAGCAUCUAGCUGGUCCCCAGUGGGGCCUCCAUCUAGUCCUUAUGGAGGACCCUACAGUACAGACAAACCAAAUAGCCCAAUGAUGUAUCCCCAAGCCUUUAACAACCAAAAUCCUGUAGUGCCUCCUACGGCAAGCAACCCACAAAAGACUACGAUGAAUAACUACCUCCCUCAAAACCACAUGAAUAUGAUCAGUCAGCAGCCAAAUAAUCUGGGUACAAACUCCUUGAGCAAACAAACCAAUAUGCUUUCUUAUGGCAACACUAAACCUCUGACUCAUUUCAAUGCUGACUUGAGUCAAAGAAUGACUCCACCGAUGGCCAAUCCCAGCAAGAAUCCCAUGAUGCCAUACAUGCAGCAGCAGCAGCAGCAGCCCCAACAACCGCAGAUGCAGGCUCAAAUGACACACUUGAGUGAGGAGCAGAAACGCAUGCUUAUCAUGAAGCAGAAAGGAAUGAUGAACCAGACGAUGGCUUAUGGAACACUUCCCUCCCUUGGUCAGGACCAGCACGCAGUGGGACUGUCUCGGUCCACAGGCCCCAUGCAGUCGUCAGUGCCACCGGGAUCCAGUAACGUGGGCACAAGUUCGGUCAAUGCCAGUUUCUUGGGUGGACAGCCUCAGGCUGCCCUUAUGAAGCAGAUGCUGAUUGAGCAAAGGGCCCAGCUCCACAUGAUGGAACAGCAGAAGCAGCAGUUUCUACGAGAGCAGCGGCAACAGCAGCAGAUCUUGGCAGAACAGCAUUUGCAGCAGCAGCAGCAGCAGCAGCAGUCGCAUCUGCCUCGGCAGCACCUCCAGCAACAGCAGAGGAACCCCUACCCUGUGCAGCAGGUCAAUCAGUUCCAAGGUUCCCCGCAGGAUAUAGCAGCAGUAAGAAACCAGGCAGCCCUUCAGAGCAUGAGGACUUCCCGGAUGAUGUCCCAAAACACCAGCAUGAUGACUAUGGGGGCCUCGCAAAACACUGGCGCAAUGUCUGCCGCAGCUGGCCAGUCCGAGAUGGGGAUGGCUCCCUACAGCAGCCCAGCGGCCGGCCAGCCAGGAAUGUACAAUAUGAACACAGGAAUGAGCCAAAUGUUGCAGCACCCAAACCAAAGUAGCAUGAGCCUGGCACACAACCCAAGUCAGGGGCCGAGGCAGCCCACCUCGACACAAGGGGUUGGCAUGGUCAGUAGCUUUGGUCCAAACAUGUUGGUGAACUCUGCCAUAUCUCAACAACACCAGCAGAUGAAAGGACCUGUGGGACAGGUUCUACCCAGACCACAAGCUCCCAGACUUCAAAACAUGAUGGGGCCUGUCCCGCAAGGAGCACAGAACUGGCAGGUGCGAGGCUUGCAAGGUAUCCCUGGAAGGACUAGCGGCGAAAUUGGACCUUUCAAUAAUGGUGCAGCUUACCCAAUGCAAUCUGCUCAGCCAAGGUUGCCUAAGCAACACUUCCCACAAGGCAUUAGUCAGUCUGUCAUGGACACAAGUGGAACAGUACGGACCCUGAAUCCAGCGAUGGGAAGGCAAAUGUUGCAACCACUCCCUGGACAACAAGGAACCAACAACCAAGCUAGACCAAUGGUUAUGCCUACAAUAAGCCAAGCAGUUCCCACUAUGGCUGGUUUUAACCAGUCCCCUGCACAACAGAUACCAGGGGGUAGCUUUGCUCAGAGCAGCCAAGGUCAGAUCUAUGAGAGGAAUCCGACUCAGGACAUAUCUUAUAGUUACAGCAAUGAAGGAGCUGGCGGUUCCUUUCCAAGUAUAGCAGAGAGCACAGACCUCGUAGAUUCCAUCAUUAAAGGUGGGCCAGGAGAUGAGUGGAUGCAAGAACUUGAUGAGCUGUUUGGAAAUCCGUAGCACAUGGGGAUAUGUAUAGUUACAAACCUUUGUGGGGUCAGAAAAAAGGAAAGCAGGAUGUUGUCCAUCCUUGUUUCUUUGUUUUGUUUUUAAAGCUGUGCAAAGCAAGCUGAUCUGUGGCUGAUUGUGGAAGGCAUGGAUGGAAUGUAAAGCAUUGAACAGAAGGCCUUGCUGGUGUCCUCACAGCAGUCUCCACCCCAUAGUCCGCCUGCUGCAGGUGGGAAUAAGACAAAGAGGGGCUGCAGGGGGCUCCAAAAAUUGCUACUUACUGCCCAUGGGCUGUGGAAGAUUGGUAGUCUUCACAUGGCAAGCACUGGCUGCCCCAUAACAAUAAACUUUCCACCACAGUUCUACUGGAACUGUUGUAGUGUCAGGACAUUGCAGAGACAGAUGCCGAUACAAAGGAAGGGGCACCUGAAAGAGAGAGAGAGAGAGGUCAGGAUCAGUACAGGUGCUAAACUCUGGGUUUCUCCAUGUAGUUAUGUGUCUGAUUUGAUCAGGAGUCAAGCAGAGGCUGCUUGGUUAUGGUUAUGACUAGACAUGGCCGCAGAUGAAAGGGCCCAUUCAAUGUGCUAUCAAGUCUCCUUUGGGUGCAGAGAAAGUCCCCAUCUACAUAGUUUGCCAUUCCUGUGUUCCCUGUUUCCUCUAUAACCAAGUGACUCUUGUGUCACUUUUUAAGGAUGUGGGAAAAUACAGAGCUCUAGGACACACUAAGGCUGCAGUACUUAUAUUGCUCACUGAGAUAGCAGCUACCAAAGACAAAGAUGCAAAAGAAAGCAGGCAUUAAAAAGGGAAAGGUUAUAUGUAUUAAGAACUUGCAAACAGUGGUGUCCAGCUUGUUCUUUUCCUGAAAAUUCAAGAUGAAUAGGUGUUACCUGUGAGGGGUUGGGUUGCACAGGCAGAUGUCUUUGGGAGUUAAGGGAGAGGGGCUAGUAAUUCUCUUGGUGGUCAUACAUAGAAAUUAUUUAGGAGCAGCGUCAACAUGUCUUUUGACAGGUUGGAAGCAAGUUUAUGCUUAAUAUUCUCUGAUGGCUGGUCCUCUUUGUCAACCUUCCUACUAUGAACAUGAUAACACCAAGUUCUUUAUGAUGCCUAAACUAGUUGGUGACAAACAGAAUAAGAAAGGGAGGGGCUUCCAUUCAGGUAAUUGCUGGAAGUAGUUGUACAUAAAGUUACGACAUUCCAAAGGUCAAUCUUCAAACGGAACUGUCUAAGCCACAGUUUUGUGUGCCUGGAACUGACCUGCAAAAAAGUGGAGUCAUUUAUGUUGGUGGGAGUUGAAUAUGAUACCAUUUGCCUGAGUUUUAGAUACAGGCUUGGUAUUAUACACAUGUCACUUUUUCGGGCCUAAUUAUACAUUAUAUGCAAAUGUAUAACCAAACUUCAGUGGUGCAUUCCGUAUUUCCCCUACCAAUGUCAAGUCCAAAUUCAGAGGGAGCGUUUUUUUUUAAGUGGAGAAACAGCAGAGAGAUGGAAUACUUGAUCCUUUCCCCAGCCACCAUUUCCCCCCUGUUCUGUAGCGCGCUCCAGUUUCAGUAGUGACACCUGCUCUCUCAUCAGAUGUCAAGGAAAUAAGCAACUGUCUGACUUUUACAAGACAUCUGAAGGCAGCCCUGUUUAGGGAAAUUUUUUAUGUUUUAUCGUGUUUUUAAUAUUCUGUUGGUAGCCGCCCAGAGUGGCUGGGGAGGCCCGGCCAGAUGGGCGUGGUAUAAGUAAUAAAUUAUUAUUAUUAUUAUUAUUAUUAUUAUUA
Zootoca vivipara (common lizard) is the source of this 6424-nucleotide messenger RNA. It is a transcript of the gene MAML3, whose product is annotated as mastermind like transcriptional coactivator 3. NCBI's taxonomy places the organism in Eukaryota, Metazoa, Chordata, Lepidosauria, Squamata, Lacertidae. Gene Ontology annotation, molecular function: transcription coactivator activity. Gene Ontology annotation, cellular component: nucleoplasm; nuclear speck. The record is from RefSeq and is a predicted model, not a curated record. Gene Ontology annotation, biological process: Notch signaling pathway; positive regulation of transcription of Notch receptor target.